Molecule: messenger RNA, 1638 nt
Organism: Macadamia integrifolia
Lineage: Eukaryota; Viridiplantae; Streptophyta; Magnoliopsida; Proteales; Proteaceae
Product: sugar transport protein 8-like
Exons: 4
Coding region: 82-1638 (518 amino acids)
Biological process (GO): monosaccharide transmembrane transport
Cellular component (GO): membrane
Molecular function (GO): monosaccharide transmembrane transporter activity
Source: RefSeq, a predicted model, not a curated record
AGGCCCCAGAAAAAGAAAGAAAGAAAGAGAGAGGUUUAGAUAUAAUCUCUUUGAGAGGUCAAUCUCUUCCCAGGGUCCAAGAUGCCGGCUGCACUGGUUAUAAGUGGUGGAGCUUCCUUCGAAGGCAAGACGACGAUUUAUGUGGUGAUAAGUGCAAUAAUGGCAGCCUUUGGAGGCUUAAUGUUUGGUUAUGACAAUGGAAUUGCAGGAGGAGUGACUUCAAUGGAUGAUUUCUUGAAAAAAUUCUUUCCAAAAGUAUACGAAAGGAAACAGAAAGCACAUGAGAACAAUUACUGUAAAUACGACAACGAGUUCCUGCAACUGUUCACAUCGUCCUUGUACCUGGCUGCCCUUGUCUUCAGUUUUGUGGCGUCCCAUGUCUGUACCAAAUACGGUCGACGCCUCACCAUGCGCUUAGCUUCUUUCUUCUUUCUCGGCGGCGCUCUUCUAGAUGCCUUCGCCGUCAAUCUCCCAAUGCUCAUCAUUGGCCGUAUCUUCCUUGGUGCUGGAGUUGGUUUCGCCAAUCAGGCGGUUCCUCUGUUCCUAUCAGAGAUAGCUCCGGCCAAGAUCCGAGGAUCGCUGAACAUUUUGUUCCAGCUAUGUGUGACAAUAGGGAUCCUAGUAGCAAACUUGGUGAACUACUUUGUGGCUGAAGUCCACCCUAAUGGAUGGAGGAUAGCUUUGGGUCUUGCAGGGGUGCCUGCCAUCAUGCUUUGCGUGGGAUCCUUGAUCAUUACUGAGACACCUACUAGUCUUGUUGAGCGUGAAAUGUUCGAAGAAGGGAGAGCCACCCUCAUGAAGAUUAGAGAUUCUGCUAAUGUCGAUGCCGAAUUCGAUCAAAUCGUGCAUGCCUCUGAGAUUUCCCGGCAAGUGAAGAACCCAUUUGGUAAACUAUUGAAGAGAUCAAGUCGUCCUCCAUUGGUGAUUGCUAUCUGUUUGCAAGUAUUUCAACAGUUCACAGGGAUCAAUGCUAUCAUGUUCUAUGCACCAGUCCUUUUCCAGACUAUGGGUUUCAAGAGCAGUGCUUCAUUGCUAUCAGCUGUCAUCACUGGCCUAGUUAAUGUGUUUAGCACUUUGGUUUCUGUCUAUGCCGUUGAUAGGGCUGGAAGAAGGAUUUUGCUCCUUCAAGCAGCUGUUCAGAUGUUCCUCAGCCAGGGUAUUAUUGGGAUUCUUCUAAUGAAGGAUUUGAAGCCAACGGGAACCCUAGGGCGUACAGAAGCCAUUAUAAUAGUGUUGUUGGUGUGCUUGUUUGUGAUGAGUUUUGCAUGGUCAUGGGGACCCUUGGGUUGGUUGAUUCCCAGUGAGACCUUCCCUCUACAGACAAGGACAGCAGGAUUUGCCUGUGCUGUGAGCUCCAACAUGCUCUGCACAUUCAUCAUAGCUCAGUCAUUCUUGUCAAUGUUGUGUACCAUGCAAGCCGGCAUCUUCUUCUUCUUUGCUGCUUGGAUCUUGAUCAUGGGCUUUUUUGCCCUAUUCUUGUUGCCGGAGACGAAGGGCGUGCCGGUCGACGAUAUGGUCAAUAGAGUCUGGAAACAACAUUGGUAUUGGAAGAGAUUCAUGAGUGAAGAUGACCCAGAUGAGGAUAUGAAGAACAGCAGACUUGAGAUGGCAGCAUCCCCAUCAAGAUCACACAGUUAA